This is a messenger RNA of Drosophila elegans, 1335 nucleotides long. It is a transcript of the gene Dus4, whose product is annotated as tRNA-dihydrouridine(20a/20b) synthase [NAD(P)+]-like. The coding region runs from base 72 to 1259 and encodes 395 amino acids. The record is from RefSeq and is a predicted model, not a curated record. Gene Ontology annotation, biological process: tRNA processing. NCBI's taxonomy places the organism in Eukaryota, Metazoa, Arthropoda, Insecta, Diptera, Drosophilidae. Gene Ontology annotation, molecular function: tRNA dihydrouridine synthase activity; flavin adenine dinucleotide binding. The transcript has a single exon.
AGGCAGUUUCCCCGGCAUAGUUAUUCCUCCACGUUUGGCGAUUGUUUAUGUUUAUUUACCAUUAAUUAACGAUGCACCUGCCGCAACAAAGGCCGCACCACGACAUCGCCGCACUCUUCGCGGAAGCGCAACCGGAUUUCCUACGGAUUUCCGCUCCGAUGGUGCGCUACAGCAAGCUGGAAUUCCGGCGACUUGUGCGCCUCAAUGGAGUGCAACUCGCCUUCACGCCCAUGAUGAUCUCGGACUCCAUUAACAACAGCGAGAAAGCCCGCCAAAAUGAGUUCUCCACGGGGGCGGAUGACCAGCCGGUGAUUGCCCAGUUUGCCGCCAAGGAUCCGGCGGAAUUUGUGACCUCCGCCCAGCUUAUCUAUCCGUAUGUGGACGGCAUCGAUCUGAACUGCGGCUGUCCGCAGAGCUGGGCCAUGGCCAAGGGCUAUGGAUGCGGUAUGCUGCGCCAGCCGGAGCUAGUGCGUCAGGUGGUGCAGCAGGUGAGACGCACUCUGCCCUCGGACUUCAGUGUUUCGGUCAAGAUGCGUCUCCUGGGCGGCGAGGAGUCCCUGCAGCGAACCAUUGAAUUGGCCCGCCAGUUGGAGCAUGCGGGCGUCACCUUCCUCACUCUCCACGGUCGGACGCCAGCCCAGAAGCACUCGAAGGACACGCUGGACAUCCCGGCCAUGGCGGAGGUGCGUCAGUCCCUGCAAAUCCCCCUGAUAGUCAACGGCAAUGUGGAAAGUUACAAGGAUGCCUGCGAAAUGCAUGAGAAGACAGGAGCUGCUGGUGUGAUGGCUGCCCGUGGACUGCUUGCCAAUCCGGCACUGUUCAAUAGCGCCUAUCCGGAGGCUAGGAGCACGCCGCUGGAAUGUGUGCAGCAGUGGUUGGACAUUGCGGCUGCUGCCGGGGAUAACCUGCUGUUCCAGUGCUUCCACCACCACCUCACCUUCAUGUACAGCGCCCAAAUGAAACGAGAUCUGCGCGUCCAGUUCAACAGUUUGGGAAGCAAAGAGCAGGUGGUGCAGUUCCUCAAGGAACACUACAACCUGCAGUACGACGAGGACAACCCCACGCCGGCUGACUAUACGAAUUGCACGUACACCCACUUCACGCCGCCCAAACAUGCCCGCCACAUUGCCGCCGAGUCGGAUGAGCAGGCCUGGAGUGCGAAGAGCGAUGGCAAGUUCUUUACGGAGUUCCGGGCCCACCAGUUGACGGGCACUGGCGGGGAAGAUCUGGAACUGGGCGGUCUCUUUGGCGACGAGUAGUGAAUUGUUGUAUAAAUCUAUUCUUAGCUAUGUAGGUCUAAAGGUUGUACAAAAUAAAUAAAUAUUUCUUAAUAUA